CCCCGUCUCUCACUCGAAGAUGUGAAGCGGGAAAUCUUACAAGAAGAUUUCCGCCGUCGCGAAUUGGCGGGUACCGAUGGUGCCGGAGUUGCAAGCAUGGGCCGUGGGCACGGCCGUGGAAGGGGCAGAGGGCGAGGAGGAAGAUUUGGCAGCAGUAACUUCAGUGGGGGCCGUGGAUUUCUCAACUUGGCUGAAGAAGCAGGGCAUAAGGCACUCUCUUACCAUGCCCUACUCUCCUGCAAUGAACGGCAUUGCCGAGCGUGCGAAUCGGACACUCACGGAGACGGCUCGGGGACUUCUCAUUGAAGCCGGUCUUCCCAAUUACUUUUGGCCGGAUGCGAACCAGAGGACAUGACAAGUGUGGGAGGCUUCAUCUGCUGUAUUGGUGGAGGGCCAACAGCUUGGGAGAGCAAGAAGCAAGUGGACCAAGCAUUG
This is a messenger RNA of Closterium sp. NIES-67, 435 nucleotides long. The record is from the annotation of a GenBank genome assembly. Lineage: Eukaryota; Viridiplantae; Streptophyta; Zygnematophyceae; Desmidiales; Closteriaceae.